CACCUCUCUCUUUCUCUCUCUCUGUCCCCCUGUCUCUCUGGGUGAAUGAGGGAGGAAUGAGUGAUGUGCCAAGCUGUCAGUCAUGUGGGACGCUUCGUUGACGGGUCCAGGAGACGACACCUAACGAGUUUCUUUUUCUGCUGAGAGAUCCCCCCCCUCUUUUCUGUUGGCUUGUUAAUUAUUCAUCCGUCACUCCAUCAUCUUUAUGUAACGCCGUCCUCCUGAAGAGAGAGAGACAGGGAGAGUGAGUGAGACAGGGAGGGAUGUUUGUGUCCGUGUGGUACGCUAAGAAGAUGGGAAGACGAUUCAUCAACAACGUGAGGCGAGCAAAGAGACACAGGCAGAGGAUGAUGCAACGCGACUGUUAGCUUCAGAUGAACGGAUCAGAAGGAGAACUGGAGUAUGAAGAGAUCACUCUGGAGAGGGGUAACUCCGGUCUGGGCUUCAGCAUCGCAGGAGGAACUGAUAAUCCUCACAUCGGAGACGACCCAUCCAUCUUCAUCACUAAGAUCAUCCCGGGAGGAGCAGCUGCUCAGGAUGGACGCCUGAGGGUGAACGACAGCAUUGUGUUCGUUAACGAUGUGGACGUGCGUGAGGUCACUCACUCCAUUGCCGUUGAGGCGCUGAAGGAGGCGGGACCUGUCGUCAGACUGUACGUCCUGCGGCGACGCCCACCCAGCGAACGUGUCACACAGAUCAAACUGAUGAAAGGGCCCAAAGGUCUGGGCUUCAGUAUUGCGGGUGGAGCAGGAAACCAACACGUUCCUGGAGACAACAGCAUCUACGUCACCAAGAUCAUUGAGGGCGGAGCGGCGCACCGCGACGGACGGCUACAGAUAGGAGACAAGAUACUAGCGGUGAACCACGUCUCCCUGGAGGACGUCCUGCACGAAGAUGCCGUGGUUGCCCUGAAGAACACGGGGGAGGUGGUCUACCUGAAGGUGGCCACGCCCAACUCGCAGUACAUCCACCAGAGCGAUCGAUACAGCCCCCCCGACCUCACCAGCUCCUACAUGGAGCCGGACUACAUGUGCGACUACCCCCAAGUCCUCCCUCCUCCCUCACCAAGGCGAUACUCACCCAUACCCAGAGGCAUGAUGGGAGACGAUGACUAUUCUCGGGAGCCCCGCCGGGUCUGCGUCCAACGGGGAUCCACAGGUCUGGGGUUCAAUAUCGUGGGGGGGGAGGAUGGAGAGGGGAUCUUCAUCUCCUUCAUCCUGGCAGGAGGACCAGCAGACCUGAGUGGAGAGCUCCGAAAGGGAGACCAGAUCCUCAGUGUAAACGGUGUGGAUCUCAGGUAUGCGACUCAUGAACAAGCUGCAGCAGCUCUGAAGAACGCCGGUCAGACCGUCACCAUCGUAGCCCAGUAUAGACCUGAAGAGUACAGUCGCUUCGAAGCAAAGAUCCACGACCUGAGAGAGCAGAUGAUGAACAGCUCCUCCGGGAGUCUAAGGACCAACCGCAGCUUCUACCUCAGGGCGCUUUUUGACUACGACAAGCAGUGGGACUGCGGCGUUCUGUCCCAGGCUCUGGACUUUAACUUUGGGGAGGUUCUCCACGUGAUGGACAGCAGCGAUGACGAGUGGUGGCAGGCCCGACGGGUGAACCAGCAGGGGGAGCUGGAGGAGCUGGGCUUCAUCCCCUCCAAGCACAGGGUGGAGAGGAAAGAGUGGUCGAGGAUGAAGAGCAACGGAAGAGAAGGCUUCGUUCACAGCUACGAGCUCAUCACUCAGAUCGAAGUGGACUACGCUCGUCCUGUCAUCAUUCUGGGUCCGACCAAAGACCGAGUCAACGACGACCUGCUCUCAGAGUUCCCAGACAAGUUUGGCUCCUGCGUCCCCCACACCACCCGCCCACGGAGGGACUACGAGGCGGAUGGGCGGGACUAUCACUUUGUGUCGUCACGGGAACAGAUGGAGCGGGACAUCCAGUCCCACCGCUUCAUCGAGGCGGGGCAGUACAACAACCACCUGUACGGGACGUCGGUGCAGAGCGUUCGACAGGUGGCCGAGCAGGGGAAACACUGCAUCCUGGACGUGUCGGCCAACGCCGUGAGGAGGCUGCAGGCGGCUCAGCUCCAACCCAUCGCCAUCUUCAUCCGCCCUCGAUCCCUGGAGAACAUUCUGGAUCUAAACAAGCGUCUCUCAGAGGAUCAGGCGAGGAAAGCUCUGGAUCGAGCCAUGAAACUGGAACAAGACUUCCUUGAGUGUUUCUCAGCCAUCGUGCACGGCGACAGCUUCGAGGAGGUGUACCACCUGGUCAAAGCCGUCAUCGAGGAGCAGAGUGGUCCGUACAUCUGGGUUCCUGCUCGGGACAGACUGUGAUUGGACAGCGAUUGGCGCCGUCGAAACAUCCUGCUCAUGCUCCUCCCCUUAACUCCACAUGCUCUUCAUCAUGCUUCUUCUCUUCUUCCUCACGCUCCUCCCCCCGAUGCUCUCGGUGGUGUCCACUGAUGGAGAGCAGGCAUUUGUCUUCUUACAGUUUUCUUUUCUUUCAAUGAGAUGGCGACCAUUGAUUGGAUGGAUGCUGUAGCUUCUUGAAGGAGAGGGCACCUGUCUGUCUCUCCACCUGUCUGCCUCUGUACCUGUCUGUCUGUGUCAGAGGACAAUAUGGAGGGAGACACAUGGUCAAUUACUUGAUUGAUUCUGUAUUAUCAUUCGAUAAUGAAUCGGUUCAGUUGGUAAUGAAGUAUUUAUAAUAUCCUAUUUAUUUAAUGAUUUAUCUAUUUAUUUAUGUGACGUGAAAGUGGCGUGAGCGCGCGCGCGUGUGUGCGUGCGUGCGUGCGUGCGCGUGUGUGUGUGUGUGUGUGCGUGUGUGUGUGUGUGUGUGUGUGCGUGCGUAUGUGUGUGUGUGCGUGCGUAUGUGUGUGUGUGCGUGCGUGUGUGCGUGUGUGUAGUGUACAUAAAGACUUGUGUGACUGUAAAUAAAACUAUGGGGCUCAAACACAGUCUAUUCAGGGCUUAAACUAUCAAGCACUAAACUACGAUACCCAAAAUCCCCCUCGGAACGCACCACUACCCUCCCCCCCUCUGCCUGGACUACAACCCCAAUGGUCUCCUUCUCUUUGGACUACAAACCCCACAAUCCUCUGUUGCAAGAGACAGUUUUUGCCAAGCAGCAACGAAAAGGUGAACCUGAAACUGAACAAACACUUUUUGAGCAGGAGCCUAUGGACUACAUUACCCAGAGUUCCCAGCUCCAGUGAUAAACGGACUACAUUACCCAGACCGAGCUACAGAUCUGUCUACCCACAAUCCCUGGCUACGGACCGGUCCACGUGAUCCCUUGACCAGAAAGCUCAAAAUAUCUUCUGAGGGGGCGGCUAACUAUAUCAUUACAUCAUUACAUCAUCUUAUCAUUACAUCAUCAUAUCAUUUGUCAGACACACAGGGUUUAGGAGGGGGGGCUGAGUACUGGCAGAAACACUUUUAGACUUGUAUCGGGGUAUUUAUUAGCCUGUGACACACACACAGCGGGCUGUCCGAUAUGUUGUAAAAUUAGUUCUAAAUGAAAUUAAAAUAUUGAAAUAAAUUCCGUAUAAAACCUG
Gasterosteus aculeatus aculeatus (three-spined stickleback) is the source of this 3547-nucleotide messenger RNA. The record is from RefSeq and is a predicted model, not a curated record. Lineage: Eukaryota; Metazoa; Chordata; Actinopteri; Perciformes; Gasterosteidae.